AUGGCAACGAGGACCAAGAGACGACAAAAGCCCAGCAAAGAAGAUGUAGGAAAUGAAUCAAAUAGUGGUUUUAAAGCGAUAAUAGCUGAGAAUGGCAAGGUCGACAAGAAUGAAAAUGGAAGCGCGAAU
Molecule: messenger RNA, 129 nt
Organism: Scutellospora calospora
Lineage: Eukaryota; Fungi; Glomeromycota; Glomeromycetes; Diversisporales; Gigasporaceae
Source: the annotation of a GenBank genome assembly